UGACAGCCUCUAUAAGCCCCGCCCACCCGUCACUUAGCCCAGCCCCUACAGCCCAAUGGACGCGCCCACCCAGACUGAGGCCCCGCCCCCUCGAGCGCACGCUGGGUGCCAGAGUGUCCGCGCCAUGGACCUCCAGCUGCUGGAGCACCGGGUGCGGGUAACCAGUAUCGACAAGUCCGGCCUGGCCUUCUACACCCACCCGCUGGUCAAGCUCAUCUUCCUGCCGCACCAUACCAGAUGCAAGUUUUUCAGCAUGACAGAAAGCCCAGAAGACUAUACAGUGAUGCUGGAUGAAGAAGGAUUUAAAGAACUACCUCCAUCAGAAUAUCUGCAUGUGGCUGAAAACACGUGGAGAGUAAUGAACGUCCUCGCCAAUGGGUUUUCUUGCAGUGCAGUCCCAAAUGUGGGUGUUACGAAGAUUGCCAAGUCUGUCAUCGCUCCCCUGGCUGAGCACAACGUGUCUGUGUUAAUGCUUUCUACAUACCAAACAGACUACAUUUUGGUCCGAGAAGAUGAUUUACCCGUGGUCUUUAACACAUUAUCUGGAGAUCUUAGUAUCUACAGAGACGAGAAUGGGGAGCUGGUCCCGUUUAACUUGGAUGAAUCCAGCAAGGAAAUGAAGAAAGAUAUUUUGUUUAGUCAAACUGUGCAUCCUGUACUGAGUCCACAGAACAAAUUCUGUAUUCUGUCCAUUGAUCCAAAUGCUCUUCCAUCAAUUUCAUCCAUUCUACUUGAUGUCAUGUUUUAUUCAAACACGUCUCAAAACCGUACUCCUGCAAGUUCACCAGAAAUUGAAUCAAUCAAUUUCUUUGCGUUCUCGUUGAUAGAUGGGUAUAUCUCCAUAGUCAUGGAUUCUGAGACACAGAAAAGGUUUCCCACAAAUCUUCUUUUGACAAGUUCCUCUGGGGAACUUUGGCGGAUGGUGAGAAUCGGUGGGCAGCCACUGGGUUUUGAUGAAUGUGGAAUUGUAGCCCAAAUAGCUGGACCUCUUGCCGAUUCUGACAUUUCUGCCUAUUACAUUAGCACCUUCAAUUUUGAUCAUGCUUUGGUGCCAGAAGAAGACAUCGACAAUGUAAUCCAGUUAUUAAGAAAGCGUCAGGAAAGCCAUAGAUGAGAUGAAAAUGUCUGUGCCUGUGGCAACCAGUGAACUGUUCCGUGGCAGCUGUUUAAAGAAAGCCUGAGCACAAAAAUAACAAGUGCAAUUCAGAUUUUGGCCUCCUAUUAAUGCACAUAUAUUUUUAUUUUUUUCCCCUUUUCAAAUUUCAUGAAUGUUUGAAGAAGAAAAAUAAAUCCCCUUGCGUUUUGCAGCAUAAACCUUC
Messenger RNA from Pelobates fuscus (common spadefoot toad), 1319 nucleotides. It is a transcript of the gene CASTOR1, whose product is annotated as cytosolic arginine sensor for mTORC1 subunit 1. Lineage: Eukaryota; Metazoa; Chordata; Amphibia; Anura; Pelobatidae. Bases 56 to 1114 code for a protein of 352 amino acids. The record is from RefSeq and is a predicted model, not a curated record. Gene Ontology annotation, molecular function: arginine binding. Gene Ontology annotation, biological process: negative regulation of TORC1 signaling. The transcript has 9 exons.